AUGGGCAUCCCACGUACCUGGGGAGGUGUCCUUGGUGGACUGUCUGCAUUUUGUGCUAUUGCUCAGGCGCAGACAUCCACUCCUUCGCCAACUUCCUCUGCCUCGGCUCAGUUCACUGUGCCCGCUGACGCAAACUUCGCUCCUGCCGUGAUUCCCAAUAUAAAGGACCCACAAGCAGUGGAUGCACAGACCGUCUGCCCGGGGUACACUGCUUCCAAUGUCCAGCAGACUUCCUCUGGCUUCACCGCUUCUCUUGCCCUUGCAGGAAAUUCAUGCAAUGUCUAUGGUACCGAUAUUGACGCUUUGAGUCUCACUGUCGAGUAUCAACGUGAGGAUCGAUUGCAUGUUUCGAUCGUGCCAACCCACAUCGGCGCAGAGAAUGCAACCCACUACAUUAUUCCUCCGGGUUAUCUGGCCGAAGCGGAAGUCGAGGAGUCCAACGUCGUCUCGGGCUUGGAAUUCUCCUGGACUAAUGACCCAAGCUUUGGAUUUGAAGUGACCAGGAAGUCGACAAAGGAUGUUCUUUUCUCUACCAAGGGAACAAAGCUUGUGUUUGAAAACCAGUUUGUUGAAUUCAAGAGCUCCCUUCCUGAGAACUACAAUCUGUAUGGAUUGGGCGAGUCGAUCCAUGGAUUUAAACUGGGAAACAACUACACCAAGACCUUCUAUGCGGCAGAUGCUGGCGCCACAGUUGAUAUCAACGUUUACGGCGCCCAUCCUUUCUAUUUGGAGACCCGUUACUUUACGGAGGGUGCUGACGGCAAGCUCACACUGGUAACAAGCGACGAAACCAGUCCAAACUCCAACUACACAUCAUUGUCCCAUGGAGUGUUUUCUCGAAAUGCGCAUGGCCAAGAUAUCUUGAUGCAGGAAGACAGCAUUACUUACCGGGCUCUUGGUGGCAGCAUCGACCUAUACUUCUUCCCAGGCCCAAGUCAACCAGAAGUCACCAAGUCAUACUUGACUACUGUCGGCCUGCCUGCGAUGCAGCAAUACUGGACCUUUGGUUUCCACCAAUGUCGGUGGGGAUACAAGAGCUGGGCAGAACUUGAGGAUGUUGUGAACAAUUACACGCACUUUGAGAUCCCAAUGGAAACUAUUUGGACUGAUAUUGACUGGAUGCUUCGUUACCGCGACUUUGAAAACGACCCUGAAGGGUUUGAUGACGAGUCAAGCAAGGGUUUCAUUCAGCGUCUCCAUGACAGUGGUAGACACUAUGUUCCAAUCAUUGAUUCAGCCAUUUACAUUCCCAACCCGGAGGACCUGGAGGACGCAUAUCCUGUCUUCGAGAGAGGAAACGAAGCUGGAGCUUUCCUGACGAACCCGGAUGGCAGCAUCUAUGUCGGGGCUGUCUGGCCAGGAUACACUGUCUUCCCUGACUGGUUGGCCGAAGGCACUGAGCAAUGGUGGAUUGACGAGAUGGUCAGAUACCAUCAGACCACCGGGUAUGAUGGUGCCUGGAUUGAUAUGAGUGAAAUCUCUUCCUUCUGUGUUGGAAGCUGCGGAAGUAACAACCUCACCCUCCAACCUGUGCAUGUCCCUUUCGCCCUGCCUGGAGAGCCUGGAAACCCGGUUCUUAUCUACCCCGAAGGAUUCAACAAAACCAACGCCACUGAGGCUGCCUUUGCUUCAUCAGCACGCGCUUCCUGGUCCAGUGCUUACCCGACCACUUCCGCCACCUCUUCCGCUUCUUAUGUCCGCACCACCCCUACCCCGGGUGUUCGUGAUGUCAACUACCCCCCCUACGCGAUCAACAAUGUCAAGGGUCCCUUGGCUGUGGCUGCUAUCUCGCCCAACGCAACCCACGCAGAUGGCACACUCGAAUAUGACAUGCACAACCUUUGGGGUCAUGGUAUCCUCAAGGCUACAUACAAUGCUCUCUCUGCUAUUUCCCCCGAUGCGCGGCCCUUCAUUCUUGGUCGCUCAACAUUUGCCGGUUCCGGAUCGUACGCCGCCCACUGGGGUGGUGACAACUGGUCCAACUGGCCAAGUAUGAUCUUUUCCAUCCCGCAAGCUCUUUCCAUGUCGCUACUGGGAAUUCCCAUGUUCGGAGCUGACACAUGUGGAUUUGCCGAUAACACUGAUAUGGAGCUGUGCAACCGCUGGAUGCAAUUGAGCGCUUUCUUCCCCUUCUACAGAAACCAUAACAUUAUUGGUGCCAUCAGCCAGGAAGCAUACAGAUGGUCCUCUGUUAUAGAUGCCAGCAAGACGGCUAUGGCUAUCCGAUACCAGCUUCUACCUUACAUGUACACGCUCUUCUACCACGCCCACACAAAGGCUGAGACAGUCAUGAGGGCUCUCGCUUGGGAGUUCCCUCACGACCCAUCUCUCGCUAAUGCGGAUCGCCAGUUCAUGCUGGGUCCGUCUAUCAUGGUUAUUCCCGUCCUCGAACAGGGCGCAACAUCUGUUAACGGUGUCUUUCCUGGCCUUAUCGAAGGCGAGGAAGUCUGGUAUGACUGGUACAACAACACCGCCAUCCCCGUGCCUUCCCAAGCCAACACAACCAUUCCCGCCCCUCUCGGCCACAUUCCCGUCUAUGCCCGUGGAGGUUCCGUCUUGCCCCUUCAGCAAGCUGCUCUCACUACCAGAGACGCACGGAACAGCCCCUGGGAUAUCCUGGUUGCACUGGCCAAGGAUGGCAGUGCAACUGGAAAGCUCUACCUUGACGAUGGAGUCAGCGUUACACCCGACGCCACGCUUCAUGCAGAAUUCAAGGUUGAGAACAGGAAGCUUGAAACCAUCAUUGAGCAUGGUGGAUGGGUUGAAGAGAACAGUCUGAGAAACGUUACCAUUUGGGGCGUUGAGAAGACAAAGAGCCCAAUCAAGUUCAACGGAAAGGUUGUGUCCGCCAAGAACGUCCACUUCAAUGGUGACAAGCAUACUUUGGUCGUUUCUCUGUCCAGUGCCUCGGCUUGGACUGGAAAGGGGUGGUCAUUGGAAUGGUAG
Messenger RNA from Penicillium arizonense, 2946 nucleotides. Its product is annotated as glycoside hydrolase family 31 protein. Gene Ontology annotation, molecular function: hydrolase activity, hydrolyzing O-glycosyl compounds; carbohydrate binding. NCBI's taxonomy places the organism in Eukaryota, Fungi, Ascomycota, Eurotiomycetes, Eurotiales, Aspergillaceae. Gene Ontology annotation, biological process: carbohydrate metabolic process. The transcript has 4 exons. The record is from RefSeq and is a predicted model, not a curated record. Bases 1 to 2946 code for a protein of 981 amino acids.